Sorex fumeus (smoky shrew) is the source of this 995-nucleotide messenger RNA. RefSeq names its product RAD51 paralog D (gene RAD51D). The transcript has 10 exons. Bases 21 to 995 code for a protein of 324 amino acids. The record is from RefSeq and is a predicted model, not a curated record. Gene Ontology annotation, molecular function: ATP binding; ATP hydrolysis activity; ATP-dependent DNA damage sensor activity. NCBI's taxonomy places the organism in Eukaryota, Metazoa, Chordata, Mammalia, Eulipotyphla, Soricidae. Gene Ontology annotation, cellular component: centrosome; replication fork; Rad51B-Rad51C-Rad51D-XRCC2 complex. Gene Ontology annotation, biological process: telomere maintenance; double-strand break repair via homologous recombination; DNA strand invasion.
UGCACCCCCGCGCCUUCAGCAUGGGCGUGCUCCGGGCCGGGCUGUGCCCGGGCCUCACUCACGACACGGUCGAGCUCCUGAGAAGCCACGGGAUCAAGACAGUGGUGGACCUGGUUUCCGCAGACUUAGAGGAGGUAGCCCAGAAAUGUGGCUUAUCGUAUAAGGCCCUGGUCGCUCUGAGGCGGGUGCUGCUGGCUCAGUUCUCAGCCUUCCCCUUCAAUGGAGCUGAUCUGUACGAGGAGCUGAAGACCUCCAUGGCCAUCCUGUCCACUGGCCUCGGAAGCCUGGACAGACUGCUCGAUGGUGGCCUCUACACCGGGGAAGUGACCGAAAUUGUAGGAGGCCCAGGCAGUGGCAAGACCCAGGUCUGUCUCUGUGUGGCUGCAAACGUAGCCCACAGCCUGCAGCAGAAGGCCCUGUACGUGGAUUCCAGCGGAGGGCUGACAGCCUGCCGCCUCCUCCAGCUGCUUCAAGCCCGGACUCCAGAUGAGGAGGAGCAGGCGGCAGCACUGCGGAGGAUUCAGGUGGCACGGGCCUUUGACAUCUUCCAGCUGUUUGGUGUGCUGCAGGACUUCCGAGGAGCUGUGGGCCAGCAGGUGAGCGGUUCUUCGGGCAUGGUGAAGGUAGUUAUCGUGGACUCGGUCGCUGCGGUGGUGUCACCCCUUCUGGGUGGCCAGCAGAGGGAAGGCUUGGCCCUGAUGAUGCAGCUGGCCCGGGAGCUGAAGACGCUGGCCCGGGACCUCGGCCUGGCAGUGGUGGUGACCAACCACCUGACCCGAGACAGAGACAGUGGGAAGCUCAAGCCUGCACUGGGGCGCGCCUGGAGUUUUGUGCCCAACACCCGGAUUCUCCUGGAUGUGGGCAGCGAAGGGGCAGGAGUACCUGGCAGCCAGCGCACAGCGUGUCUGACCAAGUCUUCCCGUCUGGCCACAGGAUGCCAGGAGGUGGUCGACUUGGAGAGUUGGGGGACCACAGAGCGGAGCCCAACGCUGUAG